AUGACUAGUACACCAGUUUCUUGUAGACGAGCCUCCUUCGCACGCGUGAUGCGGUCUAUAGCCGAGCGGACGCGCAUCGAGUCGGCGCUGACCCUACGCUGGCAGGCGUCGGCGCUUGACUGCCUUCAGGAGGCUGCCGAGGCCUUCCUCGUGGACCUCUUCUCGAACGUGGCAAUGGCGGCUGCCCACGCGAACCACGUCACCGUGAAGCUUGAGGAUCUCCAUCUUGAGGCCACCGAGGCCUUCCUCGUGGACUUCUUCUCGCACGCGGCGUUAGGCACGGCAGCGGGUCUGGCAGUCUACGUAACUCGAACAAGACGACCAGAAUGA
Molecule: messenger RNA, 330 nt
Organism: Mesocestoides corti
Lineage: Eukaryota; Metazoa; Platyhelminthes; Cestoda; Cyclophyllidea; Mesocestoididae
Source: the annotation of a GenBank genome assembly